Epinephelus lanceolatus (giant grouper) is the source of this 2148-nucleotide messenger RNA. Its product is annotated as F-box only protein 6-like. Gene Ontology annotation, molecular function: protein binding; ubiquitin protein ligase activity. Gene Ontology annotation, biological process: SCF-dependent proteasomal ubiquitin-dependent protein catabolic process; glycoprotein catabolic process; ERAD pathway. NCBI's taxonomy places the organism in Eukaryota, Metazoa, Chordata, Actinopteri, Perciformes, Serranidae. The record is from RefSeq and is a predicted model, not a curated record. Gene Ontology annotation, cellular component: SCF ubiquitin ligase complex; cytoplasm.
GACAGGAGUGGCCAUAUGUGCUCUACAUCUCUAUAAGUGUUUUAUUCAUUCAACGAGAGAAUAAGAGGUAAUUUCCUAAACUUUGACUGAGAUGCUACAGCCCUCCUCGCAGUGUCGGUGUCUGUAACGUUACUCCGAAAUGCACUUCCGUGUUCUGUGACGUUUGCGCACUUAACAGAGCAGUAACAGCUGACAGGAGGAGGCCGAGAAACCAAAACACUGAUAUAGGCUACGUAUAGUGGCAUAAAGGCUGUGGCCCGGCGGUGUCCUGAGCGUAAAGAGGAAACUUAUGAAUGAAAGUCGAGGUCUGAGUCCGAAGCAGCCACCAACUGCAGCUACAGCACCGCGUACUUCGCUCCUAACGAUGUUCCCCGUUCCUCUGGAGAUCUUUGAGGAGAUCUUCCUGAGUCUUCCUCCCCAUCAGGUGGUACAUGUUUGUCGGUUAGUGUGCCAUCAGUGGAAAGAAGUGGCUGACAGUGAGUCCCUGUGGAAAGAAAGAUGCAGAAGAGAAGGAUAUCGCCUCCGCGAUGCCUCCAAAAUAGCCAAAGACUGGAGAUUGUUUUACUUCUUGUGCAAGAAGAGGAGAAAUCUUCUCAAGAAUCCAAGAGGAGAACAGGACCUGAGCGGCUGGCAGAUUUUAGAGAAUGGUGGUGAUAAAUGGGCUCUGCACGAUCUUAGAGUGCCUCAUCCAGACGAGACGGUCCAGAAGAACUUUGUGACCUCUUUCUGGAUGUGCAGGAAGUCUCAGCUGAUCGAUCUGGAGAAGGAAGGUUACAACCCAUCAUUUAUGGAUUAUUUCCAGCCAGACAUCAGAAUAUCGGAUUGGUAUUCACCAAGAAGUGAUUGUGGCUGUAUAUAUGAGAUCCGUGUCGAGCUGCUGAAUCAAAGAAAAAAGCCUGUCCAGACGUUUGCACCUGAGACUAUAAAGUUUGAGCAGUGGAGUGUGGAGAGAUGGAAUCAGAUGACCCAUGUAUUCCAGAAUUAUGGACCAGGAGUGAGAUACAUCCGUUUUACCCACGGAGGCAAAGACACACAGUACUGGAAGGGAUGGUAUGGUAUACGCCUCACUGACAGCUGUGUUGAGAUAUGUCCAGCAAUGGACACAUAGGGAUUUAUUAAAUGCCUGCUUCCUGCCUUUACCUGAAAUUGCACCUGUUCCAGUCAUAUUUGCCGUGUAUAAUCUGCAUUUAUUUACCAUGUACAAAGAAUGCUUCUCUGUGGUUCAAAACCAAAGACUGUCUUUUUGAGUUUUUAUUAUUACACUUGCAAGCGAGCACAGUCAAACCAUCGACAGAGUUUCCAGGCUGAGAUCACAAUUUCUCCUUAUUCCUGUAGCUUUUUUAUACAUAUACUGUGGUGAGGUCACUGUGACAUGAGUGACAAUAUCCCUGUCUACCUACGCACAUAGUCUGCAGCUGCGUCUUUGAUGCUGUGGCUCCAUCUUUGAUGCACUGGGUGAUGUUUGGCUGAUGAGCCAGCAGACAGUACCCCCUAACUUGUAUUAUGCUUCACACCUGUUCCAUGAGAACAAUGUAGCUGUAGCUGGUUUAAUAAAGACAAUGUCUGUCUAUAUGUCAGAGUAUUAGGUCACUCGAAGGUCAAUGCUGCGAAUGGCUGUAAGUCUGUGUCUUUUUCCAGCUGUUCUCCAUCUGCAAAAUUAUGAAUACACUCUGUGCAUUUACAGUAGCAGAGCACACACACACACUUGGUGCUACAAGAGGUGCAGCAGUACUGAAGGGUAAUUAUCCACAUCACCUUCCCAAGAGAGCCUCAUACCAAUAUUUUUGCAGCCAGGACAUUGCUGCCACAGUCAGCACAUAUCCGUCCAAUUUUAAAAACCUGUAUUUCUCAUGAAGAAAUUUACAUUCAAGCCUAAAUCAUUUGGUUAUUUACCCUGAAGUAUUGUUGCCUGACAGCCGGUCAUGAAAUUUGUUAGGACAGUUUGCUGUAUUAAGCUUUGCAGAAUGCUCUGUGCAAUUUUUGCCUUUGGGUCGUCCCAAAUGAAAGGUGGUGUGAUGGUAACACAUUGUAAGUCGCAUGAAGGCAUCAGUGGAACAGUGAAGUGCAGCAACUUGACCACAUCGCAAAUAAAAUGUAUCUUCUCAGUAUUACGUUGUCACCAAAAAAUAAACAGUCUGUUGUGUUCAA